AUGUCUUUACAUGAAGAAGUUCUUUUACAUGAUUAUGCUAAUGAAGUUUCAGAGUCUAGUUCACGCAUCUGUGAGGAAGUUCCUUUAUAUGAUUAUGCUAAUGAAGUUUCAGAAUCUAGUUCACGCAUCCAUGAGAAUGAUAAAGACAUGGUAAAUUUAAGAGACCCAAUAUUUCAAGAAAGGGAUAUUGAACUACGUGAAGAUCCAACUAAUAAUUCUAAUCACAGCAUUGAAACCAGCAGUAGCAUUAACAUAGAUUUUGAUCCAGAAAAAUGCAAGUGA
Molecule: messenger RNA, 282 nt
Organism: Racocetra persica
Lineage: Eukaryota; Fungi; Glomeromycota; Glomeromycetes; Diversisporales; Gigasporaceae
Source: the annotation of a GenBank genome assembly